Alnus glutinosa is the source of this 1618-nucleotide messenger RNA. RefSeq lists its product as uncharacterized. The record is from RefSeq and is a predicted model, not a curated record. Bases 264 to 1466 code for a protein of 400 amino acids. Lineage: Eukaryota; Viridiplantae; Streptophyta; Magnoliopsida; Fagales; Betulaceae. The transcript has 3 exons.
GCUCGAUUCCAGAACAGAUUCUGAGAUUCGUCUCUCUCAAAAGAAAAAAGAAAAAAUAAAAAUUCCAGAACAGAAAAAUUCCCCCAAUAAAGCGAAACGAAAAAGAUCAGCAGAGAAAAUACAAAAACUGGCACCAGGACUGAGAGAGAUAUUUACGUUAAGUAAGAAAAAGGCAAAAAUCCAACAAGAAAGAGAGGAGAGAGCUCCACAUGUUCUCUCUCAAAUCCCCAAAUUUUCGAUAACGAAACGAUUUACAAAUUACAAUGGCUUGGCUAUUCAAAUCGUUCCAAUCCGACGGCACAGAUUCCUCGCCGGAACGGAGCCCCUCCACGACUCCACGUGGCGUCAAAGACGACCUCUCCCUCCUCGGCCAAACCCUCGGCCGCCAAUUCCGCGGCGUCGCUGAUUUCCUGGCCCCACCGCCUCCUCCUCCCACCACCACCGCCGUUGAUUCCUCCGAUCCCUCAUCAUCAUCGCAAUCGCAGCCCCAACCGCUCCUCGGGAUCCGCAACGAUCUCGCGGAAAUCGGCGGGAGCUUUCGGACCGGACUGUCCCUUCUGUCCGGUAACAAAGCGGUGAGUGAGAUCUCGAGGCUCGCUUCCAAUCUGUUGCAGUUCGAGAGCGACGAAGUUAGGGACGACGACGCUUCUGCAGAGGAGGACGACGGUGAUCGUAUUUAUGAGGGUUUGCCUGGGGUCAACGAUGAGGUUCUUGAUUUUGUGUCGGAGAUUUCGACGCUCCCCGAGCUCUGGACCGAUUUUCCUUUACCACUCGAUAAUGAUUUCAACAUGUCUGAUGCUCAGAAAGAACAUGCUUCAACUGUUGAACGUUUGGCCCCAAGUUUGGCAAUUCUUAGAGUUAAACUUCAGAGUGAGAUGAGUGAAGAACAAUUUUGGCUAGUUUAUUUUAUACUGUUGCUGCCAAGAUUAAGUGAACAUGAUGUUGAGCUUCUAUCAACGUCUAAGAUUAUCGAGGCAAGAAAUGUUCUUUUGCAGAAGCUGCAAAAGAAUGCACAGGUGGAGAAUGAGGACACAAAGACUCUUGAUACAUCUCAAGAUGGCAGCGAGGCCGGCAAGCCAGAAGGGAAGAAUAUACCAUCUGAGGAAAAGGAGGUUUCAACUGACAAGAUAAGCGCAGGAGGAGUAGAAAUGGAUGAUGAAGAGAGCACUGAAAAGUGGUCGGAAGAAAAAGAUAAUGAUACAGGCACCCAGAAAAAGGUCGAACCUGAGGAGGAGAUUUCGUUCAGUGAUCUGGAGGACGAUGAUAAUGCUCUCUCUAAUCGACCAUCAGUGCCGGAAACUAAGGUUUCUUCACCCAGUGGAAGCAGUGACUGGGUUCAAUUGAAACGAAGUUCUGAUACUCAGCGUGGCAGUGACCAGCAUAAGGCAGGUCGGUCAAAUUCUGGAGAUAAAGAUUCAGAAGGCGAGGAAUCAAAUGACUGGCUUACUGUUGAUGAUUAUGAUUAGAGGUUGGCUGUUUGUUUUGUUCCUGAUUUGUUGUAAAGUUUCUACGAUUUUUUUUCUUUUCUUUUAUUGGGGGUUCUGUACGUAAGAAUUUCAAUCAAUAACAUAAAGUUCCUCGAUUUAAAUUAAUAAUUCACUCUUCACUUGAAGAAUCA